Molecule: messenger RNA, 1744 nt
Organism: Leptosomus discolor (cuckoo roller)
Lineage: Eukaryota; Metazoa; Chordata; Aves; Leptosomiformes; Leptosomidae
Source: RefSeq, a predicted model, not a curated record
CUUCGCCAUGGGCAUCGAGUUCAGGGAGGGCUCCUUGGUCAUCAACAGCAAGAACCAGCACCGCCUGAAGAAGGGGAUGGUUUUCAGCAUCAACGUCGGCUUCUCGGACCUGCCCAACAAGGAGGGGAAGAAGCCGGAGGAGAAGACCUACGCCCUCUUCCUCGGGGACACCGUCCUGGUGGACGAGGAAGGUCCCGCCACCGUCCUCACCGCCGUCAAGAAGAAAGUCAAGAACGUCGGCAUCUUCCUCAAGAACGAGGACGAGGAGGAAGAAGAAGAAGAAAAGGACGAAGCUGAAGAUCUUCUCGGCCGCAGCUCUCGGGCGGCUCUUCUGACCGAGAGGACACGGAACGAGCUGACGGCGGAGGAGAAGCGCCGAGCCCACCAGAAGGAGUUGGCCACCCAACUCAACGAAGAGGCCCGGCGGCGGUUGACGGAGCAGAAGGGCGAGCAGCAGAUCCAAAAGGCUCGGAAGUCCAACAUCUCCUACAAGAACCCGGCGUUGAUGCCGAAGGAGCCCCACAUCCGCGAGAUGAAGAUCUACAUCGACAAGAAGUACGAGACGGUCAUCAUGCCCGUCUUCGGCAUCGCCACCCCCUUCCACAUCGCCACCAUCAAGAACAUCAGCAUGUCGGUGGAAGGGGACUACACCUACCUCCGCAUCAACUUCUACUGCCCAGGCAGCGCCUUGGGACGCAACGAGGGCAACAUCUUCCCCAACCCUGAGGCCACCUUCGUCAAGGAGAUAACCUACCGUGCGUCCAACAUGAAGACCCCGGGCGAGCAGACGGUGCCGGCCCUCAACCUCCAGAACGCUUUUCGCAUCAUCAAGGAGGUCCAAAAGCGCUACAAGACGCGAGAAGCCGAGGAGAAGGAGAAAGAGGGCAUCGUCAAGCAAGAUUCAUUAGUCAUCAACCUCAACCGGAGCAACCCCAAGUUGAAGGACCUCUACAUCCGCCCCAACAUCGCCCAGAAGAGGAUGCAAGGUUCUUUGGAGGCCCACGUCAACGGUUUCCGCUUCACCUCGGUGCGCGGCGACAAGGUGGACAUCCUCUACAACAACAUCAAGCACGCCGUCUUCCAGCCCUGCGACGGCGAGAUGAUCAUCGUCCUCCACUUCCACCUCAAGAACGCCAUCAUGUUUGGGAAGAAGCGUCACACGGACGUCCAGUUCUACACGGAGGUCGGCGAGAUCACCACCGACUUGGGCAAACACCAACACAUGCACGACCGCGACGACCUCUACGCCGAGCAGAUGGAACGGGAGAUGCGCCACAAGCUGAAGACGGCCUUCAAGAACUUCAUCGAGAAGGUGGAAGCGCUCACCAAGGAGGAGCUGGAGUUCGAGGUGCCCUUCCGGGAGCUGGGCUUCAACGGCGCCCCGUACCGCAGCACCUGCCUUCUCCAACCCACCAGCAGCGCCUUGGUCAACUGCACCGAGUGGCCCCCUUUCGUGGUGACCUUGGACGAGGUGGAGCUGAUCCACUUCGAGCGCGUCCAGUUCCACCUCAAGAACUUCGACAUGGUCAUCGUCUACAAGGACUACAGCAAGAAGGUCACCAUGAUCAACGCCAUCCCCGUCGCUUCCCUCGACCCCAUCAAGGAGUGGCUCAACUCCUGCGACCUCAAGUACACCGAGGGCGUCCAGUCCCUCAACUGGACCAAGAUCAUGAAGACCAUCGUGGACGACCCCGAGGGCUUCUUCGAGCAGGGGGGUUGGUCCUUCCUGGAGCCCGAGGGGGAG